Molecule: messenger RNA, 3545 nt
Organism: Chenopodium quinoa (quinoa)
Lineage: Eukaryota; Viridiplantae; Streptophyta; Magnoliopsida; Caryophyllales; Amaranthaceae
Exons: 6
Coding region: 342-2192 (616 amino acids)
Source: RefSeq, a predicted model, not a curated record
UGAUUCUAUAACAAUGACGAAGUAACCCCUUUAAUACUGAUCAAGUAACCCUCAUUACACUAGUGAAGUAACUUGUAUAGCGGUUGGCUGCACGGUGUGGCUAGCCACAUACGAAGUAUAAGACUUUGCGUAAAAAGUCAGCCUUUUCCUUUAGUUUUUUUUAAAUUUUUUUUUUUUUUUUUUUUUUUUUUUUUUUUUUUUUUUUUUGAAGAUGGGUAAAUUGCAUAGUUGCACUACUACCCUCCUAUUUGCUUUCUUAGCCCAUGUAUGGACUUUCUCCGUCCAUGACUAUAAUUUUGAAGUGAAAAAUCAAAGAUGUUGCAGAUACAACCCAGACGACGAUGAACACAUACUCCAUAGUAGCAGCAACAUUGCUGCUGCUUCUCUCAUCACUUCAUCCAACUUCAUCCGACAUUGUUGACUCAGAAGAUGAGAUCCAAGAGAUUGACCAUGAGCGAUCUAUCAUUUCUUCUUCUUCCGGUUAUUAUUUUGAUCAUGCUUCUUCUGUUGUUCGUCGAUCGUUAGACCCACGAUCCGUUGAUGAUAUUAAUUGGUGGAGCGAUUAUGCGAGGCCAUUUGAUGGUGGGUUGGCUUAUGAUAUUCAGGGAACCAUGGUUGCAUUUGGUUCAGAUGAUGUGCCUGCAGAUGAGGAGUUGAGAAGGGAGUUGAUUAAAGCAAAUGGCAUUGAAGAUGCUCUUUUAUUAAAACUAGGGUCCAAGUCUUCGCCCCUAAGGGAUGGUUGGGGAGGUUGGUUUGAUGCAAAGAGCGACUUUUUGAGGAAAGAUAAGAUGUUUAAGUCCAGGUUGGAAGUGUUAAAUACAAUGAGCAAUCCACUUCUUCAGGAUCCAGAUGGGUUUGGAGUUACUGGAUUUACAAGAGGAGAUAAGAUUGUGAAAAAAGGGUUGUUUCAGGAGAUAAAGAAAGCUCCCAUACUUAUAAAGAAGUCCUUUGGAUUUUCAGAUGUUAGGUCCGAUGAGGCUAUUGACUAUCAGGCCAAGGAACGUAGUAGUAUGAAUCGUGAAAGUUUGGACGGAGGUAUUAAAGGAGAGAGAUUGGGUGUUGAAAAAAAUCUUGAAGCAAGGAAAUAUGAAUUUAGAACUCUGGGUUAUAAUGAAAUUGGGUUAGGUGAUCAUGCUAUGAAAGGAGUAUAUGACCGAUCCUUGAGAAAAAAUGCAGAAGAUUAUGAUUCUUCUUUGGGUAAAGAUGGUGAAGGAGAAGCCCAUAAAGCUGCAACACAUAAUGAGAUUGAGUCUUCAGGCUCCAUGUUUUCUGGUGGCAGAAGAUGGGGAUAUUUUCCCGUACUGCAUCCAAAUCUAUCCUUUUCAAAUUUUAUGGAUUCCUUUUUCAGAAAAUCUAAGUGUUCUAUCAGGGUGUUUAUGGUGUGGAAUUCGCCCCCUUGGAUGUAUACUGUAAGACACCAGAGAGGCCUUGAAAGUGUGCUUUUUCACCAUCCAGAUGCCUGUAUUGUUGUAUUUUCAGAGACAAUUGAACUUGAUUUCUUCAAAGAGUUUCUGAAAGAUGGUAGUUUCAAAAUCGCGGUAACUAUGCCAAACUUGGAAGAACUUCUGAAAGAUACACCUACAAGCAUAUUUACUUCUGUCUGGCAUGAAUGGAGGACUACAAAAUUUUAUUCUACUCAUUACAGUGAACUCAUUCGACUUGCUGCACUGUACAAGUAUGGGGGUGUAUAUCUGGAUUGUGACAUUGUAGUACUCAAGCCAAUAUCUGGGUUUAGGAAUUCAGUUGGAAUGGAAGAGCUGACUCCUGGGAGUCCUCUGAAUGGUGCUGUCAUGGCUUUUAAUAAGCACAGUUUAUUUAUCAGGCAGUGCAUGUUGGAGUUCUUUUCCUCAUAUGAUGACACCUUGUUGAGAUGGAAUGGUGCUGAUUUAUUAACUAGAGUGGCUGGAAAUUUUUCUCUCAAAGCAGAUAAUUUGAAGAAAAAGCAGAUGCUGCAAGUGCAGUUAGCAUCGAACUUCUUUCCUAUUAGUUCACAUGAUAUUCAGAGAUACUUCAUUGCUCCAGUGACGGAUGAUGAAAAGGCUCAUCAGCAUGCUCUGCUUAGAAAGAUCCUCACUGAGUCAAAUACUUUCCAUUUCUGGAACAGCUUAACUUCUGGUCUAGUUCCGGAACCAUAUAGUAUGGUAGCAAAGAUAAUGAACAAGUUUUGUAUACACUGCUUGGAUAUGCUAUGAAAAUUCAUUGCUCCAAGUUUUGAGCUUAAUACAAUUUUGAGUUUAAACCUCAAAUCUCAUGUGCCCACAUAGAAACAUAAUUCUCAAAAGAGAUAAAUUUGCACACAUGUUGAUACAUUAAUUGGACCUUAUUACAAAAGUAAAUAUGAAUGAAAAUUGUACCAAAAAAAGGUUAUAUAAUGAAACUUCAUAUCAAUACCCACUAACAACAUAUUUUACCAUGGGUUGUUAUAUUUAAAAGAAAUCAAAUAAAAUAAAAUAACUGUAGUCAUAUUAAUAUAUAAAUAGUUAAUAAAAAGUCAUGGAAUGAGCAUUUACUUGUAGCAUUUUGAAUUUUUGGCUACCCUUGCACUAGCUCGUAAAUUCUUAUUCCUUUAGGGUUUUUUUUUGUUUUUAUUUAAAUUUUUUUUUAAUACACUUAUUAUUUAUGGGUGUUAUUUCCAAAUGCAUCUCUCCUAUAAUUGGUAACUUUUCAUUUGUUUUGUGUUUAUUUUUUUAUUGCAACACUUUGACUAGCAGCUUUCAAAAAUAUUAAAAAAAAUAAUAAAAACAUUUUGACUAGCACAAAAUUAAUGUUAAUGAAUUGCCUAACUGGUUGGGGAAUUAGCAACUGAUGUAAAAAUUAGUGCAUGAAUAAUUUAUGUUAAAAAUAAUGGAUGUGAGAGGAAUAUUAUUAAAUGUGUGAGUUAGGUAAAGCAGGGAUUAUGUGAGUUGAGUUAUAUAAGAAAUUGUGAGGUAUUCUAUUAAGGAAGUGUUGAAAAAAAAAAGAAAAGAAAAAAGAAAAGGGGAAUGCAAAUGCUGGCACAAUAUUUUAAUCCGUCUUAUCCCUAAGGAGGAGAAUACAAAUGCUAGUAAUUCAAGCCAAUUGGCAGCACUAUGUAACACUUUGUAUAAAGUCAUUUCAAAAUGUAUGGUUUAUCGAGUGAAAUUUAUAUGGAAUGAAGAAGUGCGACAACCAAUAAAGAGCAAUGUUAUAAAAUGUUGGAAAAAUGCAGGAGUGAUGAGAAUUCUAAUAAGUAUACAAAAACUCAAGAAAAAAAAAGAAGGAUGUAAAAGGUGUGAGAGCAAAGGUGAAUAGAAACCUGUAUGCAAGCUUUGAUAUGAAGGAAGUUAAGGGAAAAAAUUAAUUUAUUAACUUGCUUGUAUUAGAUACAAAAAGAUGCAAGAUAUUGGAAAAGUCAAGUGUAAAGGAUAUUGACCAAAAAGUUCUUAUUAGAGACAAGGAGAUACAUGAUGGAUGGAGGUCUUACUUUGAUAAGCUAUUCAAUGGCGAUCAAACCUAAGAUAUUGGUGAUACAAGUGUCUCUCAUGAUAUGGUUAACCAGGAGUUUAUGCAAAUGAUUCAAAAGGGAG